AUGAAAAAUAUGAAUAUAUUAAAAAAUACAAGUUAAAUCCUGAACUAUGGUGAAAACAACACAACAGGAGAAGGGGGCGGAAGAGAAGGAUAAAGAAGUUUCUAAACAAACGGAAAAAGGAAAGAGUAAAGAUGACGAUGGAGCAACACACGGAAAUAGUGAAAAAAUCAGAAGUGAUAAAAUUUCCUCUCAGAAUGGAGAAACUAAAGAAAAUGGAAAAGAAAAGUUGAGUAAGGAAACUGAAGAAGACGAAGAUAGGAAAAAAGAUGAGAACAAAGAUGAAGAAAUGGAAGUAGAUGAGAAGGAGGAUGAAGAGAAAAAGAGCAAGGACGAAGAGGUAGAUGGGAAGGACGGAGAGGAAAAUGGGAAGGACGGAGAGGUAGAUGAGAAGGACAAAGAAAAUGAAGAGAUCAUGGAUGCCGAAACAAAAGAGCUAAAAGAUCGUUGCACUGCGGAUCCAAAUUUUGCAGUGAUCUGCUCGUUUUUGGAGAAAUUUGGAGGAGCCUGUGGUGUUCCUUGUCCUACUAUUGCAGAACUAGAGGAGAUGCUUGAGAGUGGAGGGGAGGCUGGUGAAGACCUUGUCAUGUUCCACGUCAAGCUUCUCAGGAAACUUAAGAAGUCUGUUACUAUUGAGAAAUGGGAAAAAGGAUUAACCAGAUUCUGUUUUUCGUACUCCAACGAAGAUGGUUGGGAACUGGAUAGGUUUGGUUACAAAAGAGCAAAACUGAGUUUAAAGAUACGAGCAAUUAAAAACCUGUGUGAAGCUCAGUUUGACCAGAACGCUAAAUUCAAGCUGGAAAUGAACAAAUUGAGCAGUGAUGAUCUGAGAUUAAGUCCUCUAGGGAAGGAUAAACAAGGAAACUGUUAUUGGUAUCAAGUAGAUCAAGGAGCUAAUCUUAGGGUGUAUAAAGAGGACCUUGAUGAAGAAAGUUGGGAACUGGUGGCCUCCAGUAAAGAUGAGCUUGUAAGCCUUCUCACAAAACUCAAGGAUGGAGUUGCAGUGACCUCAACUGAGGAGGAUGAAGAGGAUGAGGAGGAUAUGACAGGGAUCGAGGAUAUUAUUAGGGACACGGGUCCAGUUCCUGAAAGUGCAGUCAAUAGCGGAGAUGUGAGCAGGGUCAACUCAGAGGACGAGGAUACAAGAUCUAGUCUCAUAGAGGACAAGAACAGAGCGGAGGACAGGAGAAAAGGAGAGGACAAGUGUAUUAAGACGGAGAAGGAGGAAGAAAAACAAGAGAUUAAGAAAGAGGAAGUUGGCAAGAAUGAAAUGAAGAAAAACGGAAAUGAUGUAAAGAAUAACGAUCUAGAAAUUAAAAAGGAAGAUGAAGAUAAAGAGAAGAUUAAAAAACAGGAGAAUGAAGCUAAGAAGAAGAAAGAGGAAGAGAUGAGUAUGAAGAAAGAAUCGGAGGAAGUGACAAAGAAGAAGAAAGAAGGGGAAGAAUUGAAAUUGAGGAAAGAGGAAGAAAUGAAAAAUGUAAAGCAAGAAGAUGACGAGAAGACGAAGAAAGAGGAGGAAGCUAAGAAGAUAGAAGAAGGAUCGAAACAGAAAAAAGAAGAAGAAAUAAUAAGGAAGGAUAAGAUAGAGUUGAAAAAGAAGAAAGAGAUACCAGAAUCUAAAGGUUGA
Molecule: messenger RNA, 1624 nt
Organism: Eurytemora carolleeae
Lineage: Eukaryota; Metazoa; Arthropoda; Copepoda; Calanoida; Temoridae
Product: remodeling and spacing factor 1
Exons: 9
Coding region: 47-1624 (525 amino acids)
Biological process (GO): regulation of DNA-templated transcription
Cellular component (GO): RSF complex
Source: RefSeq, a predicted model, not a curated record